Talpa occidentalis (Iberian mole) is the source of this 903-nucleotide messenger RNA. Its product is annotated as protein S100-A7-like. The transcript is spliced from 3 exons. The record is from RefSeq and is a predicted model, not a curated record. The coding region runs from base 377 to 841 and encodes 154 amino acids. Gene Ontology annotation, molecular function: calcium ion binding; transition metal ion binding. Lineage: Eukaryota; Metazoa; Chordata; Mammalia; Eulipotyphla; Talpidae. Gene Ontology annotation, cellular component: cytoplasm.
UUUUUUUCCAUACCCUACAGGGUGACAGACUCAACUCACAGAGCACGGAGGAUUGAGGAGGAGGCAGGACAAAAGGUGUCCUGUCUGACACACUCGGGGCUCUCCAGGACAGGGGGCUGUGGUCGAUCAGCCCAGUGAGGGGCAGGACUGGGGGAGUGAAAGAACACCCACCCUGUUGCACCUCCCAAAGGCCAUACUUCCAUCCUCCCUGACCCCAGAUACCCAGUCGUCCCUGUCCUCCUUCCUGCCCUGGGUGACACAUCCAGGGUCGCCCACUGCAGAUCACUUGGGAAGGACAAGGCUCAGGGGAGGACUCUUGAGAGCUGCAACACCACAGGCCUGGGAUUGUGUGGGAAAAGCCCCACCCUGUGGGGCAAUGCAGGAAGCAGACAGCAUCCCUGCUCCAGGGCUCCCACACCUGGGAAGAGCCAACCUGAGCAUUAUAAAGGGCCCAGGCUCUGCCCAGUUGCAUAUCUCACCAUACAUCUUCUGCCACAGCCGCUUCUUCCUCAGCUCUGCUUUUGUGACAGACACCAUGGGCAGCACUCCAGCUGAGAAGGCCAUCCAGGGCACCAUCGACCUGUUUCACAAAUACAGUGGAGAAAAGGACACAAUUGACAAGCCAGGCCUGAUGAAGUUGAUGAAGGAGAAUUUCCCCACCUUCCUGGCUGCCUGUGACAAAAAGGGCACCGAUUACCUGGCCAAUGUCUUUGAGAAAAAGGACCAGAAUAAAGACAGCAAGAUCGAGUUCUCUGAGUUUCUCUCCUUGUUGGGGGACUUAGCCAUAGACUACCACAAACAGAGCCAUGGAGGUGAGGCCUGCUCAGGGGGGAACCAGUAACCCUGCCUCCUCUAGACCUCCAGCGACCUCCCCAAAACAAUAAAGUGUCUCUUCUCACCAGA